This is a messenger RNA of Larimichthys crocea (large yellow croaker), 1341 nucleotides long. Its product is annotated as gap junction beta-2 protein. Gene Ontology annotation, molecular function: gap junction channel activity. NCBI's taxonomy places the organism in Eukaryota, Metazoa, Chordata, Actinopteri, Sciaenidae. Gene Ontology annotation, biological process: gap junction-mediated intercellular transport; cell-cell signaling. Gene Ontology annotation, cellular component: connexin complex. The transcript has 7 exons. The record is from RefSeq and is a predicted model, not a curated record. Bases 11 to 934 code for a protein of 307 amino acids.
GCAGCCGGUGAUGUUUGUGUCGCCCCCUGCUGUCCCGGAAUCAGGAUCCCAUUCAGAUUUCAGUGGAGUCGGUGCUGAUGUGACAGCAAGCUGCCGCUGUUUGAUUUCUUGCUCGGGAGGACCAUGUGGAAUAUUUUCCUGCAGACAACCUGACUCUCCAGACACAAGGAUGUCUUGGCCUGCCCUGUACAAUCAGUUAGUCGGGGCCAACCGUCACUCCACCAGCUUGGGUAAAAUCUGGCUGUCUGUGCUGUUUAUUUUCCGGGUCAUGGUUCUGGUGGUCGCUGCUGAGAGCGUCUGGGGAGACGAGCAGUCCGACUUCACCUGUAACACGCUACAGCCUGGCUGUGAAAACGUCUGCUAUGAUCAGUUCUUUCCUGUGUCCCACAUCCGUCUCUGGUGCCUUCAGCUCGUCUUUGUCUCCACACCGACACUCAUGGUUGCAAUGUAUGUGGCCUAUCGGAACCAUAGAGAUAAGAAGAGGCUCCUACAGGGUUCUGGUCGAGCUGGAUUCCUCAGCAACAAAGGCCAGGACGGAGAGUUGGAGACCCUGAAGAAACGUAGACUCCCAAUAGCUGGUGCCCUCUGGUGGACGUACGCCUGCAGCCUGGUGUUCAGGCUGCUUUUUGAAGGAGGAUUCAUGUAUGCACUGUAUGUGGUCUACGAUGGCUUCCAGAUGCCACGGCUGGUGCAGUGUGACCAGUGGCCGUGUCCAAACCUGGUGGACUGUUUCAUCUCACGGCCCACGGAGAAAACCAUCUUCACUGUUUUCAUGGCCACUGCCUCUUCUAUCUGCAUGGUCCUUAACAUGGCUGAACUUGCAUAUCUUGUUGCCAAGGCCAUCACUAGGGGUCUCUGCGGUCAGAAGGAAAGAAAAGCCUCCAGCAGAAAUCCAGCAGAGAGAGGAUUCAGAAUAAGAACAACCAGAAGUUAACUGUCUCAACCCGAGGAAGCGGCAACACGGUGGAUAAUACACGAAGAAGAAAGACUGUUCAAAGACUGGAAACACUUUAAAAGCUGCAUUAAAAACAAGCGGUACAAACCGUGAACAACCCGAAGCGUGUAAAUACAACUGAACAUUUUCUAUGAUACCUGAGGUGCUAAAACAUUUAAAACAGUUAAACAUUGACUGGGUGGAGAGGAUGGAAUCAGUGUCAACAACUCAAAACUGCACAUUUACAUGUUGUUUGAUCGAUUGUAUGUCAAUACUGAGUUCUUGAUUAUAACUUUUAUAUAUUCUAAUGUAAUGUGAGGACACACACACAUACAGAAACAGUGAUUUGAUUUUCAUGGAUUCAUCGAACAUAAAUGCACUCACCAUUUCUCACUUUAUGCCCACAA